Messenger RNA from Puntigrus tetrazona (Sumatra barb), 1861 nucleotides. Its product is annotated as transcription factor 7-like 2. Gene Ontology annotation, biological process: regulation of transcription by RNA polymerase II; canonical Wnt signaling pathway. Gene Ontology annotation, cellular component: catenin-TCF7L2 complex; beta-catenin-TCF complex. Gene Ontology annotation, molecular function: RNA polymerase II cis-regulatory region sequence-specific DNA binding; DNA-binding transcription factor activity, RNA polymerase II-specific. The coding region runs from base 443 to 1621 and encodes 392 amino acids. The transcript is spliced from 10 exons. The record is from RefSeq and is a predicted model, not a curated record. Lineage: Eukaryota; Metazoa; Chordata; Actinopteri; Cypriniformes; Cyprinidae.
UCCCUUUCAUCUCUACAGUCAGUCAGAGAUCAGGGGGAGGAGUACAGCACUACACUCUCUCCAAGCCCAACAUUACUCUCAGUCUCUGCUGAGCGCAUUUCUGAAGAGGGACACCUUUUUACCCAAGAAACCAAACGGGAAUGACACACAGCAUCUGAACUCCGGCACUUUUUUUUUUUUUUUUUUGAGUCGGGCUUUUUAAACAGCCAAAGCGGUCCUGCGUUCAACUCACGCGUCUAACUUUUUCGUCUGAGAACGCCACGGGAGUCGUGCUUUAACUUUUAAAACACGUCGCGUUUGGAUCCUCGCGCGCGGCCGUAGACCAAACACUCGCGCGCGUGUUUGGAGUGCGCCCGGGCUGAAAUUAUACGGGGUUUUCUCGUCCAGCGCCUUCGCUUUCCGGGCGUUUGUAGGGUGAGGAGGACUUUCAAUCACCCGAGAAAUGCCGCAGUUGUCAGGUGGAGGAGGCGGCGGGGACCCGGAGCUCUGCGCCACCGAUGAAAUGAUCCCGUUCAAAGACGAGGGAGACCCGCAGAAGGAGCAGAUCUUCGCGGAGAUCAGCCACUCCGAGGAGGAGGGAGACUUAGCGGAGAUCAAGUCAUCUCUGGUCAACGAGACAGAGAUCAGUCCCAACAGUAACAGUCACGACGCAGCUAGACAGUCCCAAAUAACACCAGACUCUUAUCAUGAGAAGCACAGGGACCAUCCGGACGAUGGCAAGCAUCAAGACAUGUACAGCAAAGGCCACCCGUACCCCAGUUACCCAGGAUACAUCAUGAUGACCAAUAUGAACAAUGAACCCUACAUGAACAACGGCUCUCUCUCGCCUCCCAUUCCCAGAGCGUCUAAUAAGGUCCCCGUGGUACAGCACCCUCACCAUGUGCACCCGCUCACACCUCUGAUCACCUACAGCAAUGAGCACUUCACGCCUGGGAACCCCCCUCCACAUCUACAGGCAGACGUGGACCCCAAAACAGGAAUCCCAAGGCCUCCACAUCCUCCAGAUAUAUCUCCCUACUACCCCCUGUCACCUGGCACUGUAGGCCAGAUUCCCCAUCCGCUAGGAUGGUUAGUACCACAGCAAGGUCAACCAGUUUACCCAAUCACGACGGGAGGUUUCAGACACCCCUACCCAACUGCCCUCACUGUCAAUGCGUCCAUGUCAAGGUUCCCUCCUCACAUGGUGCCCCCCCACCACAGUUUGCACACCACAGGGAUCCCCCACCCAGCCAUCGUCACGCCCAACGUCAAGCAGGAGUCCUCUCACAGUGACAUCGGCUCCCUCAACAGCUCGAAACAUCAGGAUGCGAAAAAAGAGGAGGAAAAGAAGAAGCAGCCGCACAUAAAGAAACCUCUGAACGCAUUCAUGCUUUACAUGAAGGAAAUGAGAGCCAAAGUGGUGGCAGAAUGCACACUGAAAGAGAGCGCAGCUAUCAACCAGAUCCUAGGCCGAAGGUGGCAUGCUCUGUCUCGAGAGGAGCAGGCCAAAUACUACGAGUUAGCCAGGAAAGAACGACAGCUUCACAUGCAGCUGUACCCCGGCUGGUCGGCACGAGACAACUAUGGGAAAAAGAAGAAGAGAAAAAGGGAAAAGCAGGCAGGAGAGGGCAAUGGUAAGUGAGCUGCAAUUAUCUCUCAUAUUAAAGCAGACCCAUCAUCUGUCACAAGUGUGACAUCUCAAAGAUGAAAGUCCAGCCUUUUUUUUUUUCUUAUCUCUUUUUUGUGCCUGCCUCAUUUUGUAUAUAGCUAUGCUACCCAAUGCAAUAUUUACACGAUAGACUGCUUGUUAUCCCCCUCUUCUCCCCUUGCCCCAUGUCGAGCGUUAAUAACAUUGAAUAUGCAUGACCCCCACCACCUCCUC